AUGUUCCUUACACUAGCUCUAUGUUUUCUGCAGUGGGUGGAAUCGGUACUGGCGGAACGAAGAGAAGCGAGAGCGCCGGGAGGUCUGUCGGCGCUGCACGUGGCGGCGGCUGUGGGACACCCCGAGGUGGUGCAGCUGCUCAGCCGGGGCCUGGCGGUGCACGGCCACGACGACUGCGGCUGGACGCCGCUGCUCUACGCCGCCGCCUGCGCGGACGCCGGCCGCCGCCGGCACACGGUGCGGGCGCUGCUGGAAGCGGGCGCCGACGCGGGCUACGAGGCGCCCUCUGGCGACUCGGCGCUCUCCCUCGCGGCGUUAGCCCGGCGUCUGGACGUGGUGACGGAUCUCGCCGGGCCAAUGUUGCUGUACAAGCCUCAGAGUGGCUGGACCUACUUACACUGGGCCAUCCAUUCCAGAAACGUCCAGUCCUCUCGUGCUGGGCCCCUAGCUACAUCAGGCAGACCCAUGUCUAUCAUGGUGAAGUCCGUGGAGCAACCUUCGCAGCUCUCCGACACUUCUACCGCCGCCCCUCGUAGUGAAUCGCGUAGGAGACGCCGCUCGCCCCUGGAUGCAAUCGCGCCUGAUGCUCCGCCCACCUCGCUGUGGGCGAAGUACCGCUUGCAUCGAGCCAACCGCCACAAAUCGCCGGUGGAUACCACCUUCACUGAAACUUAUCACCGUGAUCACAGUGACGACUGCCCACCGUCCCGUGUCAGGGACCGUUCUUCCGUGUCGUCGUCGUCCAACGACUCACCUGACCGCUUAGUAAUCAGAGCGCUGAUCGCCGCUGGCCACAAGGUGUCGAUCAAAGACAAACAGGGCUCGACAGCUCUGCACCUCGCAGCAGAAGAAUUCUAUGUAGAGGGUGCGCGUAUCUUGCUGGAAGCUGGAGCCAAAAUCGAAAAAAAGGACCAAUCGGAUCACACGGCGCUCGUACUUGCUGCGCAGAGAGGGCAGGGAGAGAUGGUAAAGUGCCUAAUGGGUCAUAAACCAGAUCUUAAGAAAACUAAUUUCAUUAGUUGGACGGCAUUACACUAUGCAGCCCGUAAUGGACCACCAGAGGUGGUGAAGUACCUUAUAGACCAAGGAGCAGACGUUAAUGUUCGUGACUUGAACGGCUGGAAACCAAUACACGUGGCAGCUCGUUAUUCUGAUGAUGAGGUGGUCGCUGCCCUUUUGAGUGGUGGGGCAGACCGCACGGAGACGCUGCCCCACGUAGCGUCGCCGCUGAGACUGGCGGUGGUGGCGGCGCAGCCGCGCUCCGUGAGGCGGCUGCUCGCCGCGGGCGCCGAGCCCGCCGACGACUGCCUGCUGGCGCUGGCCACCAGCGACGACUGCAACGACGUCGACGACGCGGCCAGGCCCGAGGUGGCGCGCAUCCUGCUGGCUGCCGGCGCGCGCGCCGACCCUGCCACCGCGCAGGAGGCGCGCAAGCGCGGGUUCGCGCUCCUCGCCGCUACCAUAGAGGCGGCUGCCCGCUGA
Messenger RNA from Schistocerca serialis cubense, 1482 nucleotides. RefSeq names its product ankyrin-1-like. Bases 1 to 1482 code for a protein of 493 amino acids. Gene Ontology annotation, molecular function: protein binding. NCBI's taxonomy places the organism in Eukaryota, Metazoa, Arthropoda, Insecta, Orthoptera, Acrididae. The transcript has 7 exons. The record is from RefSeq and is a predicted model, not a curated record.